Penicillium verhagenii is the source of this 405-nucleotide messenger RNA. RefSeq lists its product as uncharacterized. The record is from RefSeq and is a predicted model, not a curated record. The transcript has 2 exons. NCBI's taxonomy places the organism in Eukaryota, Fungi, Ascomycota, Eurotiomycetes, Eurotiales, Aspergillaceae. The coding region runs from base 1 to 405 and encodes 134 amino acids.
AUGGAUAGCCCACACCAAGCACAACCAUCAACUAAUAUUAAUCUUGAUGAGAUUGAUGAGAUUGACGUCGAUCUUGACCUCGACAUGGACACACCGGUUCCCCGUCCCCGUCCCACCGACCAAUCAAACGCUACAAUCCCUACCCCACCGUUCAAUGACACUAUCUGGGAGUCUUUGGAGGCCGCUCGCGAUGAGAUUGACCGAUUUGCUAAGCAGCAUGGCUUUGCAACUGUUAUUCGAAGGUCAAAGAAGACCAAGAAGGGUGUUCUUAAGACAAUAAAACUAGGAUAUUCCCGCGGACGCUCAUACAAGUCUAAAAGCACCGGCCAACAUAAUGUUAGUACCAUAAUUGAGACUAUACUACCGGAAGAACUAGGCGGUAAGGAGUUGAUGCCGGAAAAGUAA